CCAUUGAGGCUGCUUUUCGCUGCUCGUGGCUAUUGAUUACCACCUUAUAUCUCCGAGUUUCUUCAUUUUUCUUAUAUCUUCCCUGCAAACUCCGCUACUAAGGGUAAUCAUAUAGCACACACAUAACAUCAACAAUUAAAAAAAAAACACACAACCCACCAUGAGCGAAUCGUCAUUAUCCAAGAACGUCGUCGUCGAUACGACUUCGCUUCCAGAGUCGACUACUUCCGGCGUGUGGGAUCGCAUUUCGAAAUGGGUGUCGGAGAACAAGGCGCUUGUUUAUACUAUCGCUGGUGUCGCAGUCGUCGUGACUAGCGCUGGUGUGGUUUACUACCUCUCGGACUCGAGCUCCCCCGCAAAGACCGCUACAGCUUCCGCGGCAGCUACAGAGAAGAAGAAGACCAAGAACCAAAAACGGAGAGAGAAGAAGAAGGCCGAGGAGAAGGCCAAGUCUGCGUCUGUUCCGGAUGAACAAACAGCUAAGAAGGAAGAACCUUUCGAAGACAUUCCUGAGGUGGACGAGACAACCGUUGGGCAGUUGUCGGAAGAGACCAAAAAGAUAUACGCCGGUAAGCUGAAGGCCGCCGGUAACAAGGCCUACGGCUCCAAGGAUUACAACCGAGCCAUCGAACUCUACGGAAAGGCUAUCAUUUGCAAGCCCGAUCCCGUCUACUACUCCAACCGUGCCGCCUGCUACAAUGUCAUGUCGGAAUGGGAAAAGGUCGUGGAGGACACCUCCGCCGCGCUCCAGAUGGACAGCGAGUACGUCAAGGCCCUGAACCGUCGCGCCAUUGCCUACGAGCACCUCGAGAAGUACAGCGAAGCUCUCCUCGAUUUCACCGCUAGCUGCAUCAUGGACGGUUUCUCCAACGAAAUGAGCCGUAACUCCCUCGAGAGACUUUUGAAGAAGGUUGCGGAGCACAAGGGUCAGGCCAUUCUCGAGGCCAAGGGCAAGAAGCUCCCCAGUCCCACUUUCGUUUCCAACUACCUCCAGAGCUUCCGCCCUAAGCCGCUCCCUGAGGGUCUUGAGGAGUCUGUCGAGCUGCCCGAGGAAUCUGGAAAGGCCGAGCUGCGCAAGGGAUUGAUUGGUGUCAGCAAGAAGACCGGUGAUGGCUACGAGGAGGCUGCUGCUGCUUUCGAGAAGGCUCUGGAACUUGGCGACUUGGGUGAAUUCGAGGCUUUGGCGCUUAACAUGAGAGCUACCUUCACCUACCUUGAGGGUAACGCCCAGGGUGCUUUGGCUGAUCUUGAGAAGAGUGUUGAGUUGCAGCCAUCCUUGGUGCAGAGCUACAUCAAGCGUGCCAGCUUGCACCUUGAGCUUGGAAACAAGGAUGCCGCCGCUGAUGACUUCGAGCUCGCCAUUACCCACAACAAGGAUGACCCCGACAUCUACUACCACCGUGCUCAGCUCCACUUCAUUCUUGGAGAGUUUGCAGAAGCCGCCAAGGACUACCAGAAGUCGAUUGACAUCGACCGUACUUUCAUCUACUCCCACAUCCAGCUUGGUGUGACCCAGUACAAGAUGGGCUCUGUUGCGUCCGCCAUGGCUACCUUCCGGAGAUCGCUGAAGAACUUUGAGGAGGUUCCUGAUGUCUACAACUACUACGGUGAGCUCCUGCUCGACCAGCAGAACUUCUCCGAGGCCAUUGAGAAGUUCGACAAGGCCGUCGAUAUGGAGAAGCAGAUCAAGCCCAUGGGUAUCAAUGUUCUGCCUUUGAUCAACAAGGCGCUUGCCUUGUUCCAGUGGAAGCAUGACUUCCAAGAGGCGGAGAACCUCUGCCAGAAGGCUCUCAUCAUCGACCCCGAAUGUGAUAUCGCCGUUGGAACCAUGGCCCAGCUGCUCCUGCAACAAGGCAAGGUCUCGCAGGCACUCAAGUACUUCGAGCGGGCAGCGGAACUGGCCCGUACGGAAGCCGAGAUUGUCAACGCCAUCUCGUAUGCCGAGGCAACACGGACACAAUUGGAGGUGCAAGAGAAGUACCCCAAGCUGGCAGCACGAUUGCAAACCAUGGGUGCCGGGCUUGGUGCCGGUGCCGGUCCCGGUCUGUAAAGAAGGCCAAUCGUUAAUUGAGGAGUCGCUGUAGAUAUCUGUGGGCUAAUCAUAUCUUUCCUUUCUUCUGAUCCUUGCUCUAUUCCCUUCUGCUCUCUCCCCUUCUACACCGUGUCUUCUCUAAACGGGAUAUCGGGAACACGUAUAUCCUCCUCCUUAAUACACCGUCUCCCCUGGUUCCUGGGCAAACUCUUCUGAAUGUAAUUACCCUUGUCGUUGGUUGGCCAUCUCGACAUCUCCCAUCUCCUUUGCUUGUUUUGCGACCUCGGUUCACCAAAAAGAGUUGUUGUGUUUCGUUUAUCCUUUUUUUUUUUUUUUUUUUU
Aspergillus glaucus CBS 516.65 is the source of this 2373-nucleotide messenger RNA. It is a transcript of the gene tom70, whose product is annotated as putative mitochondrial outer membrane translocase receptor (TOM70). Gene Ontology annotation, biological process: intracellular protein transport. Gene Ontology annotation, molecular function: protein-transporting ATPase activity; protein binding. Lineage: Eukaryota; Fungi; Ascomycota; Eurotiomycetes; Eurotiales; Aspergillaceae. The transcript has 5 exons. Gene Ontology annotation, cellular component: mitochondrial outer membrane. The record is from RefSeq and is a predicted model, not a curated record. The coding region runs from base 161 to 2050 and encodes 629 amino acids.